Molecule: messenger RNA, 1505 nt
Organism: Carlito syrichta (Philippine tarsier)
Lineage: Eukaryota; Metazoa; Chordata; Mammalia; Primates; Tarsiidae
Gene: B4GALT7
Product: beta-1,4-galactosyltransferase 7
Exons: 5
Coding region: 294-935 (213 amino acids)
Biological process (GO): carbohydrate metabolic process; proteoglycan biosynthetic process
Molecular function (GO): xylosylprotein 4-beta-galactosyltransferase activity
Source: RefSeq, a predicted model, not a curated record
GGUCCAGGCUGCUCCCCGGAGGCCUCCCCCGGAAGCGCUCCGUCUUCCACCUCUUCGCUGCCUGUCUCUUCCUGGGCUUCUUCUCCCUACUCUGGCUGCAGCUCAGCUGCUCUGGCAAUGUGGCCCAGGCAGCCAGGGGCCAAGGGCAGGAGGCCUUGGGCCAGCCCCGGGUCUGCCCGCCAGAGCCGCCCCCUGAGCGCGGGGAAGAAGACGCGGCGCAGGGCCCCCACCGCCUGGCCGUGCUGGUGCCCUUCCGCGAGCGCUUCGAGGAGCUCCUGGUCUUCGUGCCCCACAUGCACCGCUUCCUGAGCAGGAAGAGGAUCCGGCACCACAUCUACGUGCUCAACCAGGUGGACCACUUCCGGUUCAACCGGGCAGCACUCAUCAAUGUGGGCUUCCUGGAGAGCGGCAACAGCACCGACUACAUCGCCAUGCACGACGUGGACCUGCUGCCCCUCAACGAGGCGCUGGACUACGGCUUUCCCGAGGCCGGGCCCUUCCACGUGGCCUCCCCGGAGCUGCACCCGCUCUACCACUACAAGACCUACGUCGGUGGCAUCCUGCUGCUGUCCAAGCAGCACUACCAGCUGUGCAACGGGAUGUCCAACCGCUUCUGGGGCUGGGGCCGUGAAGAUGACGAGUUCUACCGGCGCAUUAAAGGAGCCGGACUGCAGCUUUUCCGCCCCUCGGGAAUCACAACUGGGUACAAGACGUUCCGCCAUCUGCACGACCCAGCCUGGCGGAAGAGGGACCAGAAGCGCAUCGCAGCUCAGAAGCAGGAGCAGUUCAAGGUGGACCGGGAGGGCGGCCUGAGCACCGUGCAGUACCGUGUGGAUUCCCGCACGGCCCUGUCUGUGGGCGGCGCCCCCUGCACUGUCCUCAACAUCGUGCUGGACUGUGACAAGGCUGCCACCCCCUGGUGCACAUUUGGCUGACGUGGCUGGACAGCGGGGAGCCCGUGCCCACGGCCAUGCGACUCAGGCGCAGGACGGGCCUUGAUGGGACGUGGCGCCGCCUAAAGCCAGAUGGUCCGUGAGGCAGGCUCCAGUGGCUGGACACAGGGCCGGGGCACCGUGAGCAAUGAACGUGAUCAGAGAGGUGCGGAGCGGUUCUGGCCAGGACUCCCCCUGCCCCUGCCCGCCCUCUUCUGCCACUUGGCGUGCGAGGCCUGUGGUGAUGGGAGCUGACCGGGGCAGCGUCACCUCAGCGGACUCAAGUGUGCUUUGCUCCUCCCGCCAGGCCGCCCCACACAGAGACCGGGACCAGGUGGCUGAUGCAGGCGGCAGUGGCACUGGGAAGGUUAGAGCUUCAGGAAGCAGGGCGUGGCCCCAGAGAGGGAGCAGCCAGGAUGACCCAGCUGUCAUCACACGCGAGUGCGGGCCUCGUGCCGACUUUGCAAAGAAACGAGGAUGCUGGGUCUCUAAGCGGAAUCUUCUGAUUUUUAAACGAUAGCAGCUAAAUGAAACUUUUAAGAAGUAUGGCAGGUCAAACAAGAUGUGUGUGGA